GAGGCUCUCCUAACAUUGCUUCUCAGAAAAGUCAUCAGUGAGAAAAGUACAGGAAGAAGAGCAGGGGAAACUAAACGGAAAAAAAGCAGAAACAAAUCUUUUGUCAACAUGCCUUCUUCUCAAAGAUUGCGAUCAUUCAAACAGCCUAUUUACAGUGUACGUUCCUUACUUGGUACAAGGAUUUUUUAUCCACCAAGUCAGUCAAUCUUCGCGGGAAACCAAGGGAAAAAGAGUUUGAUACUGACCAAGAAUAAUCCAAGAUAUUUGCAUUCCCUAUCUGUGAAUGUAAAGUUCAAUGACAGAAUAUUUUAUUUGGAAAGACCAAAAAGCACACUGUGCAAUAAACAAUUUUCAACUACUUAUCCUAAUUUAGAUACUGAACCAAAACAAACUGAUAGGGAAGAGAAGCUUGGAACUGAAAAUGACGGUUCUCUUGAUGAUAAACCAUUAACGCAGAGGCAAAAGCUGUCGCGCACAUUUGCUGCAUAUGGGACAGCAGCCCUGGUUUUUCAUACAACUAUAAGUUUGUCUUCACUGGGAACAUGCUACAUGAUAGUUAGCAGUGGUGUUGAUAUGGUUGCAUUGUUAGAAAAAGUUGGCAUUGCAUCCAAAGCAGGUUUGCAGUCAACUCUGGCAAGUGGAGCCAGUACCUUUGUUAUUGCCUAUGCAUGUCACAAAGUUUUCAUGCCUCUGCGCAUCUUUUUGACUGUUACUUGCACUCCAAUCAUUGUGCGAAAGCUCAGGAACAUUGGGCUGCUGAGAGCAAAAGCAAAGGAAACUUAGAUUUUAAUGAGUUUAUAUUUUUUAAUUAAUUUAGUGAUGUACUUGAUAAGAAAGCAAACAUUAAAGAAUUUUUUCCGGCCAUAUUCAUGUCUAGAUUCUUUACACAGUAGCUGAUUGGUUCCAAUAGUUAUUUAUCAUUGACGUAGCCAGUGCAAAACAUUUUUUAAUGCAGCACAGUAUUUUCAGUAUAUUUAAUGUGAUCCUGAAAUUACUUGAAUAAGAGUCGAGGGUUGCUCUGAGGUUGCAUUCUCCAGACAAUGCUGGUGAAAUCCCGUUGCCACAAAAGAUAUUUGUUAUGACAACAUAGAAUUGCUUUUCUUUUUUUCUUUCACCCCUCUGAAACCUGACAAGGUUAGUUUCAGAACGUUAUAUACAUGUGAAAAUUAUUUGAUAUGCAUAUGUACUAGGUAUAUCAGCAUUUAUGAUGACAUUAUGGCAAUAUUUUUUGUCAUCAUAAGUGUGUCAUUUUACAUCAUCAGCUAAACAUUUGUAAAAUAAAGUGUCUUCUUCUGCAAACAAAUAAAUAGUUUGUAAUGGAAAGUUAAAUUUGAAAUAAGUUGUAGCUUCUCUUUCUCUUUUGUGAACUAUUAUUGUAACUGACAGGCACAAACAUGCAGAGCCCCUUCUUGUAAAAGAGGACUGCCUUAGUUUCUAAAUUUAUUUCUGUUGUUGUUUAUAUUCAUAAUUAGCAAUGUAGCAGUACCUUUUGUGUAUGCCAUUUUGUGAAGUAAAUCUGGCCAUACAGUA
This is a messenger RNA of Rhopilema esculentum, 1530 nucleotides long. RefSeq lists its product as uncharacterized. The record is from RefSeq and is a predicted model, not a curated record. Gene Ontology annotation, cellular component: mitochondrion. Lineage: Eukaryota; Metazoa; Cnidaria; Scyphozoa; Rhizostomeae; Rhizostomatidae.